Messenger RNA from Pomacea canaliculata, 3509 nucleotides. RefSeq names its product sulfotransferase 1C3-like. NCBI's taxonomy places the organism in Eukaryota, Metazoa, Mollusca, Gastropoda, Architaenioglossa, Ampullariidae. Gene Ontology annotation, molecular function: sulfotransferase activity. The transcript has 6 exons. The record is from RefSeq and is a predicted model, not a curated record. Gene Ontology annotation, biological process: sulfation. Gene Ontology annotation, cellular component: cytoplasm. The coding region runs from base 215 to 1117 and encodes 300 amino acids.
UUCUAGCUCAAGUUUUAAAUAUGUAUGAAUAAUUUAACCACGGACUAAAACAAUAGGAACAAAUGUAACUGAAAUGGCUUUGAUGACAGCAAAGGUUUAUCUAGCAAAGGGGAGUCACUCUCCUGCGAGCGUCUCACCAGUGCAGUUGCAUGUUGUAUGUGUGUUGAGUCUGGUCUGCCAGAUAUCUAUUUACAUUUCUUUUUGCUAGUAAAUCAUGUCUGGAGCUCACCUAGAGCUGAAGGACAAGUUCGGCAAUGUCAUGAGGUUUGGAAUUGGAGGAGAUAACUGGUAUCCUCCUUUCCCCUUAAUCCAAGAUCAUCGUCAACACAUCACAGAGGUUCGUCACUUGGAGCUCCGUCCAGAUGAUGUUCUCAUGGAGGGGUUUCCUAAGACAGGAUCUCACUGGCACCACGAGAUUUUGCACAUGCUUUUGGCCGGAUCGGCGGAGUACAUUUUGAAACUCGAGUACAAAGAAUUUCUAGACUUCUUUCCUGAGAAGGAGUUACUGCCCUCUGAUCGACCACGUGUGCUAUUUACUCACUUCCGCUAUAAUCAUCUUCCUCUGCAAGUGUGGGAGAAAAAGGUCAAGGUUGUAUACUUGACCCGAAGCCCCAAGGACACGUGGGUCUCAUUUUACAACCAUUUCCAUGGUAGCGCGGGGUUCUCCAACUACGAUGGCACAUGGAACCACUUUUUGGAAGUCAUGAUGGACACGGGAUUCUACUACGGGGACUGGUUUGACUACGUGCUGGACUGGGAGGCUAGGCUGGCAGCUGACAAAGAACUCAACUACAUCAUCUCAUCAUUUGAGGAUCUCAAGCUGGACCCCGUGGGACAGAUACAGAACCUGGACAAGUUCCUGGGUCUCAACAGGGGCAGAGAACUGUGUGAGCGCAUCGCGGAGGCUUGCAAGUUCUCUAACAUGAAGGCGGUCAAAGAUGCGCAAACGCCGAGUGAGAUGGAAAGAAAAAUAUGGAAGCAAAACGCACCAGGCUUCUACAGGAAAGGCGAGGUCGGGGACUGGAAGAACUGGUUCACUGUGGCCCAGAACGAGGCUUUCGACGAGAUGUACGAGAAACGUAUUGCCGGCAGUCAGCUGACCUACAGAUACCAGUGACGAGUGUCUGAUAUUGUCACUUAUGUGCCAAGCCUGUUUCCAGUGACAUCAGAUGUUGUCAUGGACACCAUCUGAGUACACGUUUUGUUCUGGAACAUUUUUCUGUAUGUGUUACUUAUUGUGUGUCACCCCGGACCUCAAAAUAUCUCUGUGACAAUAUUGACGCAGUGCCACAGGGUAUAUACCGUGUAAGAGAAGAAAGGGACAAAACCACAGCUGUCUGCAGUUCUCUAUGUUUACCUCCCCUCCACCAUCAAUCGGAGUCGCCCUCUUCUUCCUUUCCCUUUCAUCUGACCUGGUCUGCAGCGAACAAAUGUGAUCCCAGAUCGCCGGGAUAAAACAUUUUGUAGUCUAAAGGAAUUAAAAUUGUCUGGGUUCAUAGCCGAAAUGGUUCUGACAGAUGGAAUGGCGAAAAUAAUGACCGUGAAUAGAUGUAAAAUGUAAAUAAUCCUUUUAUCAGUCAGUAGCCUUGUAACCUGAAGGUGUGUGCUCUGAAAAGGCUCAACAUGUGUAGGGUUGGGUGAUGACAGGGAGUUUUCCAGUCAGUGACUGAGCGAAGCUGAAUCCAGAGGAUGUAGGAAGUAAGCUACAAGACACUCUUACGGAUAUCGCAGGGAGAAGGGAGAAAACUUUGUGGUAGGCAAUGAGAAUUUUUUUUAUUAUUAUUAUUUAAACGCAUUCCUGCUUACUGAAAUAGGCUAAAAGAUCAAGAUUGUCGUAAAAAUGUGUCAGUGUCGUAUGAAAAGACUUUGUUCAAAGGUGACAAACAUUGAGUUUUUGUAAACUUUUAUCGGUGUGUGUAGAGGGUGUUGUAUAGAGGGUUGGUGUGUAUAGAGGGUGUGUGUGUGUAAAAGCCGGUAUAGAGUGUCAUGGCCCAGUGACAAUAAUGACAGAAACGUAAAGUGGUUUAUCGUAUCAAAGGUCUAAGCAAGUCCUUUACUCUUUACCUCCCCUGAUAAAUUAGGUUCGCAUGUCUUCUAUUGCAGAAAAUUUCCAGCAACAGGUCUGAGAAGACCUUCCGCCCAUCGCACUAACCUCCAGGGGCAGCACAAUAUGUAAUUUACAUUGUAUAUCUGGCCUCUGAUGUUUUAGUAAAAAUCAGUGUAAGAUACCAUUUUCAAAAAUCUGUGUGAAUAACCGUCUCUCGUUAUUGAAAUACAAACACCAUCAGCCACAGUCAGUAUCGUGACCUCACCUUUGAAAGACUGCACUUGUUUACACUAAACACUUACUUGUUUAUACUAAACAUCCACUUGUUUACACUAAACAGCAAAUUGUUUACACUAAACAUCGCAAGACACGCUCACAGCAUGAGAGAGUGUGGAUGCUGUAACAUCUACCACAGUAUUACUACAGGCUUCCUCAUAAACACAACAAACAUUGAGCUUAAAAUUCAAGGGAAGAAACUGCGAAGAAGACGACAACUGCACCACAGGGCGAGUGCGAUGUGCCGGGGUGAAGUGGGGUGGAGUAAUGUGGGGGAAUAGUCAGCGGAUGUAGAAAUAUUUUAACCUCUGAAAGCCGUGAGUGGAAUGUAGUGCAGCUGACCUAGAGAUAGAUGUUUGCACAGGCCUGAAACAUCUGUCACCUUGUCGUGGGUACAGCUAAGUGCAGACAGAAGGUUUGGCUGUCAACCAGAUUGGACUUCGCAGUAAAUGGACUGACUGACCGACCGACGAAUGACAGACAGACAGGCUGACUGACAGACUGACACCAAUCAUUCAUGGCUAAUGAGAAAGCGUGAUUUCUUAAAAAGUAGAAUUUUCAGUCGUUUCCAGUAUUUGUGUGUGAGAAAUGUGUGAUUGCUUAUUGCUUGAUUGAAUGUCAGUCAGUAAAUACUGUGUCACCACAGCAGGCGUUAUUAAGGCAACAAAGGGUUAAAGUAGUAAGAGCUUUGAAAGGUUGUAACUGGAUAAAAAAAAGAAUUCAAUAAGUUUGAGUUAUGUAGAAAAGAUAUAAAAAACAUAUAUUUUCUUGAAAUAUACUUAAAAUAUAAGGCUCAACAGCUUCUCUUCCUUCUCCGUAAGCUGAAGUCUUCUCUGUCUCCCACCAAUUUCUUCAGCUUUUCUACAGAUCGCACAUAGCAUACUGUCCUCGUUUAUUUGUUUCUACAACAGUUUGUCGGUGAAGGACAAGAGCAGCCUACAUCGUGUGGUGUCCACCUGCUCCAAAGUCAUCUGAUCAACUCAGAGUUAUCUUCAGACUCUGUACAAUAGACGGACUCUUCUGAAGGUGUCUGCCAUUCUUGGUGAUGACAGGCAUGCUCUGUCGACAGAACUUGUCAGACUCCCGUCCGGCCGCCGAUGUUGUGUGUCUGCAUGCAGGACAAACAGACUGCGGCUGUCUUUUGUUGUUUCAGCCGUGCGACAUUUGAUUGUUGUGAAUGAGACAU